AUGGCAGUCGCGGUCCAACUCCCCAUUACAUUUCCUGGACUUCAUGUUCCUCCAACCAUUGAGGGCCUCACUCAGUCUUCGCUGCUUUAUAAUCUCCUCCCGAACGAUGAGGUUCAGCCUGAAAAAAAUGUGGUUCAUUUGAAGCAGCUGGCAACUAUGUUUGCCCGCUUCAACCUCGAGAAAGAUGAAGUGAUACUUGGCACUGCGCUCGAGUCUCGUCGCGGCUGUUUGACUAGGCUCACUCGCAUCGUUGACAUUGACCCCGCUGGGAUCCACGGUCAUAUUUUCAAAUUCACUUGUAACGGAGAGAUGCAGGCCUACGAGGAUCGCGAGGGUUCAGUCCCCAGCCUUGAUGGUGUCAACCCAGCAUUUUUCAAGCACCUAGCAGAUUAUGUUCGCGACAAUGACUUGGAGAGUCUCCUUGGACUUCAGGUCCUCGCUGAAGACGUCCCAAAAAUGAUGUGCGAGUUUGUUCUCGAGGGAAAUGGCACAGUUAUGUUAGAUGCCAGAGACGUGAAGAAUUGGAAUCCAUAUACCCUGACUACUGCGAUGGGACCCUUUAAUGAGGAAAGCGCACCCCCAAUGCCGCAGGACGGAGCUUUCCGCCCAAAAAUGGAGUAA
Molecule: messenger RNA, 621 nt
Organism: Penicillium brevicompactum
Lineage: Eukaryota; Fungi; Ascomycota; Eurotiomycetes; Eurotiales; Aspergillaceae
Exons: 3
Coding region: 1-621 (206 amino acids)
Source: RefSeq, a predicted model, not a curated record